GUUUACGGAACGCAAAACGAACUUCUUUUUUAAUAUUUUAUUUGACCUUAAUGUCGUGACCUGUAUUCCUUAGCAUAUGUGAUUUAUUUUUAAUUUUGUAACGUAAAGCCCGUUUAUGUAAAUAUUGGCACUCCCAGCAAGAUGGAUCCUUGUUUAGUAACUUUACUGUCUUCGUGCUCGCAGAAAUAAGACCCGGUUGGUCGACGGUCUCCUGUGAACAUUGCCGAAUCAAAUAAAAUCAAAUUGUUAUAAUUUUCCCAGAGGCAAUACUGUGGUAUAUUUUAGGCAUUAUUUUAAACUAAUUGGGGUUGGCAAUUCAUUGGAACCUGAGUUCUCCUCAGUGUCUUUGUUGUCAUUAGAAUUUAAUUAAUUCUUGGUCAAAUUUGAAAAUUGAUGACACCACUUUUUUUAGCCACUAUUCAGCGUGUUAAGAGCAGACUUCCAUUUUACACAUUUUAUAAAUGCCUUUUUAAGUGUGUUGAACCACCAUUAGUCUGCCAUGAACAGCAUAAGCCCCUGGAGUAGAGGGGAGUCAUGCCGGGAGUUGAAGGGCAUCCGUCACCGGAGCAUAGCUGGGACGCACACAGCUACAACUCAGCGUAUUCCCUAGACCGCUCUGUUAUGAUGCCGUACCAUCGCUCGAGUGUACAUUCCAAUGGCUACUCACCAGAUGGCCCCCAGAGUAGUGAAGAGGCACCCACGUAUCUCAUGGAGCAUCUGGCAACAUUCACGGUCGCCAAAGAAACUGGUAUCGUCUAUCCUGCCGACGGCAUGCGCAGGCUUCUUCAGCUUGAAAAGUCCAACGGAAUCUGGUCGCAGAAAAUGCAGCUGAGACUUGACAUGUCAUGGGUACUUAUCAUGGAUUACGAAACUGGGGCGGUGAUGGAAAGAUUUCCAGUUGCUCUGAUCCAGGAACCUACAGCGUUUACAAGCCAUGAUCCCAUGGAGAUAUACAACAACAUUCUCGUGUUCAUCGUGGGCGAUGAACGGGCAGAACGUUUAGGCUCGCGUUCUGAAAUGCACAUUUUCCAGUGCCAAAGCAUUUCUGCCCAGGAUUUGGUUGAAGAUCUGAAGUUAUUACGAGCCGGUAAAGCUCCCGCUCGCCGGCGUUCACGUCAUAUCCCCCCUCCUCCUGCCACACCCCCGCCAGAACCUCCAGGAAAUGGAGUUAACGUUCGAGAACAAGUGUCAGUAUUUAACGCAGCUGCUCACCAUCCAGUGCAUUCAGAGAUUGGUCCAGGUACUGGAGUCGUAUUCCCGGCACAUAACCGAGAUGAUGAAGUGAGCUCUACGUCCAGUGAAAAGUACGAACGUGAUGUAACAAUACUGAACCACUGCUUUGAUGACAUCGAGAAAUUCAUUGCGAGAUUGCAGCAUGCAGCCGCUGCGUCAAGGGAGCUGGAACGCAGGCGCAGGAACCGGAAAUCAAAGAAGAAGGAUUUGGGAGAUGGUAUGCUGACUAUGCGAGCUAAGCCACCUCCGGAGUUGGAAUUUAUCGACAUCUUUCAAAAGUUUAAGCUUUCGUUCAACUUGCUGGCAAAGCUGAAGGCUCAUAUCCAUGAUCCAAACGCACCAGAGUUGGUUCACUUUUUAUUCACACCCCUGGCGCUUAUUGUGGACGCGUCGCACGAUACACAUUACGGCCCUAAUCUACCUGCAAAAGUGGUGUCACCCCUGCUUACCAGAGAAGCCGUAAACCUGCUCAUUAAUUGCGUCACAAGCAAAGAAACGGAAUUAUGGCAUUCACUGGGAGAUGCGUGGCUUAUUCCAAGGGAUCAGUGGAAGGGUUAUGUUGCCCCGUAUCAUCCGGUGUUCUUGGAUGGUUGGUCGCCGGAAUAUCCGGUGGCAGAUGAAAGGGAGCGCAUGUCAUCACCCGUUGGUGCAGGGGGCACGACCGCUGCCGUGGCGGCAGAAGGCAGUCGUUCGCGGGCUGAAGAUGCAGAGCGUGAUGACUCACAUUAUAGCAGUGAUUAUUUUGAAUAUGAGCGCCGUGAGGCAUCACCUGCUGCGGCUGGACGCUAUGCAUAUGACAAUCGGAACUAUGGAACACGACAAGAUGUCUACGGCCGCGAGGAGAGAGACCGUUCACCUAGUCCUGGCGGUUCAGAGCGCGAUUUGCCAGGCGCCCCGCAUGAUCGUGACCCGAGUGCUCGUAGCGACAUCUCUGCAGAUUCAAUUGAACGCAACGGAGGUGCCGUGGGGAUGGAGGGGCAGCAGAGGUUUGAGCGUUCUCAGGCUUCCUUCUUGGAUGAUCUCCGGUCACGAGGCGCAAAAAUAGUACAAGUGACUUAUCCCCGUACGGCCAAUAACGAUAAGGAACUCACGGUGAUUCGUGGGGAAUACCUGGAGGUGGUGGACGACAGCAGAAAGUGGUGGAAAGCUCGGAAUUGGCGAGGUCAGGUGGCUCACGUACCACACACGAUAGUGACACCGUACCAAGGGGGCGAUCCUAAUGAUGUUUUUAGCAACCCUCUGUACGCACCACCCCGUGGCUAUGACAAACAUUACCCAUCCCAAGAUCCAUCACGGGAUGCCACAGAAAUGUCUCGUCCCGCCCGAUCGCCGCCGAUACCGCCGCCCGCACCUGCAGACUGGGUGAGAAAGGAAAGGCUUGGCAAGAAAGAAAAGUAUCGUCAAGAUUCCGACUUAAGUUCAGAUGAAGAUGGACUUCCAACUCCACGGAUGCGUAGGAAUGAUGCAGAUUCAGUCUCUCCUCCGCCCCCUCCACCUCCACCUGCGGACAGUACUCCUGUAAAUCCGCGAUCACGCAGUGGGACUCUCCUUUCCAGAGCUCAUAGUAGCCAGGACCUGCACGAAGAACUGAAGACAGUUUUGACAUUGUUUCGGGACAAGAAACACAAUCUGGAUAUCGUAAAAACUCCAGAGGUAUUUAUCACUCAGACCUCUGAUCCAGCUGAAGUACAGAACUGGCUUCAUGCGAAAGGCUUCAGUGAAAGGCUUCGCAAACAGCUGCAUGGCAUGACGGGAAAUGAGCUUUUAUCUCUGACAAAAUCCCAAUUGGAGAAACACUGCGGCAAAGACGAGGGUCGACGCCUCGACUCGCAGCUUACAGUACAGAGAAAUGUUUCAGGGUACAAAACUGCGCGAUCGUCAGAACUGAGAGCCAUUUUGGCUCGAGCUCGUGAAAAAGCUGAGGAUACGGGGUUAGACGAUGAUUCUAAGAGGCAAUCAGAGAGGGCUCCUGCUUAUGGGCGUCAGAGACCAGCUCUUCAGGGAAUUGAUCGAGGAAAUAAUAAAUAUACGUCGUCAGCAAAUUCAGGUCUGGGUUCCGAAGGUAAUACAUCUGAUGGUUCGGAUGACGAAGACAUUAAUUCCCAUUUUGGUGGACUUCUGAAGGAGCAACUGAGAAAAAUGCAGAAUAAAAACUAAUGUGAUAAGUUUUGCCAGUUAAAGAGUUUAUUGUUAAUAUAUUUACCACAACAUUGUGAUUAUUUUAAUUGGUAAUGACUUGUGUUAUACAAUAAGUAGGAAACAUAAAUAGACGUAA
Molecule: messenger RNA, 3508 nt
Organism: Zootermopsis nevadensis
Lineage: Eukaryota; Metazoa; Arthropoda; Insecta; Blattodea; Termopsidae
Product: epidermal growth factor receptor kinase substrate 8
Biological process (GO): regulation of Rho protein signal transduction; Rho protein signal transduction
Cellular component (GO): plasma membrane
Molecular function (GO): actin binding
Source: RefSeq, a predicted model, not a curated record